AUGAACACCAUCUCGAAACCCAAGAAGGGUUUGGGCAACUCCAUCUGGGCCGCCCGAGGCAAAGCCCAGCCCUCGUACAAAUACCAGCCAAACCAGUUUGUCUCGUCCGUCAUCACACCCGCGGCACCACGACCGCCCUCCCCGAUCAAGAACGGCGCCUACCGACAAGCCACGACUGCCUCGACUGCCUCGACUGCCUCGACUGCCUCGACUGCCUCGACUGCCUCGACUGCCUCGACGCCCCAGGAGUUCAAGCGAUACAUCCAAAUCGUCCGCCGACUGAAAUGGAAGCUACCGUACCUGAGCCACGGAUACCACCACGCCAUAGCACGGCCUGGAUCCCCACUGUACGGGGGCGAGACGGACGCCGAGGAGGCGGAGCUCAUGUUCAAGCUCGACUUUUACGAGUAUUACAUGUUGCUGGAGCGAGCGUUGGUGCAUCUGAUGGGGGUGUUUGGGAUUACGAUUUCGAGGGACGGGUGGGUUACCACGACCACGAUGACCAAGCAGGGGAACGGGACACAGCAGGCGACGCAUACGUACCACCAGAACGUGAUUGCCGCGCUGGAGAAGGAGGAUAACCCGCUUCAUGAGGCGCUGGGGAGCGGCGAGGUGGUGUUCCAGCUGUUGAGAGCCAAGGAGCUGCGGAAUCGGUGGAAGUAUGCCGAGGAUCCGACCGACCCAGACGGCAAGGGGAAAACGGGUAGGCCCGUGGGGGCUAGCAUGGCGGCGAGGGAGAGGGCUGGGACGGCGCCGUUGGAGAGUUAUGACCUGGACAGGAUUUUUAGGUACAUCUUUGCCGGGUUCGAUGCUGGGUAUGCGGUUGCGGAGCAGUGGGUGCAGGCGGAGGUGGGGGUCGGUGGUGGUCAAGGUGGUGGGGGUGAGGUUGUUGAGAUGGAGGAGGAUGAGUUUGAUUUCAUGGUUGAGGCUAUGGAUUGGGAAGCUGUCUAG
This is a messenger RNA of Colletotrichum godetiae, 951 nucleotides long. RefSeq lists its product as uncharacterized. The record is from RefSeq and is a predicted model, not a curated record. Lineage: Eukaryota; Fungi; Ascomycota; Sordariomycetes; Glomerellales; Glomerellaceae. Bases 1 to 951 code for a protein of 316 amino acids. The transcript is spliced from 2 exons.